Messenger RNA from Cotesia glomerata, 884 nucleotides. RefSeq lists its product as uncharacterized. The coding region runs from base 225 to 839 and encodes 204 amino acids. The record is from RefSeq and is a predicted model, not a curated record. Gene Ontology annotation, molecular function: chitin binding. The transcript is spliced from 3 exons. Gene Ontology annotation, cellular component: extracellular region. Lineage: Eukaryota; Metazoa; Arthropoda; Insecta; Hymenoptera; Braconidae.
GCAUGAUGGACGAGAUUUGCAUCGGGACCUUCAGCAAUUCGAGGAUCAUAAGGCUGUGGCUGCUCGCAUACGUGAUCCUCCUGCUAAUUUUCUGAACACGAUCUGUCAUUCAUCAAAUAUUCAAGAUCCACCGGGGAACUGGCUAUAAAACUUCUGCUCUUCUGGAGCAAACCAUCAGUCGCAUCUGCUUCUUCUUACUAACAUUUAUUUUACAUUUCUUCAAGAUGAGUCCCAAGUCGGGCAUUUUAUUUUUUAUUGUGUUUUGUGCUUGUGUCACGCCAAUAUUCACUCAGAAAUUUUCUAGAAGACCUACACCUAUUUUCAGAGAAAAUAUGCCCGAAUUACUUUUACCGAGCAACGCUUCACUAAUUAGAGAAAAUAUUGUCGACACUUUUUCUUGCGAGAACCGAAUUUACGGGUACUACGCAGAUAUCGAUAAUGAAUGCCAAGUUUUCCACGUGUGCAUGCCCCAAAAUCGUGGCUCGCGUCGUUGGAGUUUUAUUUGUCCUAGUGAAACAGUUUUUAACCAGGCAACAUUUGUAUGCACGAGAAUAAACGAAUCGAUUCCCUGCGAAGAGUCGGAGCAGUACUACGUCCUGAACGAAGAAAUCGGGAAGGAAGAACCGGAACCAGAGAACGAGACCAACGAAGUUGAAGAGAACCCAAGCUCCCAAGAACCUUCCUACGCGCCCGCAAACGGGUACACCAACGAGCUGCCUUCCGUGACACCAUUCUCGAGAAGAAAUCCCAGGCCGAGAGUUCUCCGGCGCAGAGGAAAAAACUCACGGUUUGAUACCACUCAGCCGAAUGUAAUUUCAACGACUCCGCUUAAUUUUUAAUUUUUAAAUAAAAAUUCUUUUGAUUGAAAAUGUUUUUUUCUUUAU